GAUGCGACUGCAUCGCGUCGGCGGCUCGGUUGCCCCUGGCAGCCUCCCGAGGUCCCCGUCCCUGGAUGCUGGGAGGCCUCGGCUGCGGCCGGUGGAGGAGGGCGGCCCAGGCCAUGGGGCGGGAACAUUGGGGCCAGGAGGCUAGGGGGAAGUAGCUCCCCUUCCUCAGGAGACCACAGCCCCUUCGGGAAUGGCGGCCUCGUGGCCUCAGCUGCGGAGGAGCGGGAAGAGUUCCCUUCUGGAUUUUUCCUUGGAUGAAAGCAUGCUCCCUUCCGUAGAAGAUGGUGAACUUGAAUUAUGAUCAUGGAAAAGGGGAUAAGUUCUGUGGAAGUUCUUCCCUCCAAAUCUUCUCAUGCCACUGCAGUAAGGAUGGUGGUGAAAGAACAUGAAGCAGUGCAGAAAGUGAGACAAGUGGGAUUUGUGCUUGUACAUGCAGGUGCAGGGUAUCAUUCUGAAUCCAAAGCCAAAGAAUAUAAGCAUGUGUGCAAAAGAGCCUGCCGGAAGGCAAUUGAAAAGCUACAGGCUGGGGCUCUUGUAACAGAUGCAGUGACUGCAGCGCUAGUUGAACUAGAGGAUUCACCUUUUACAAAUGCAGGAAUGGGAUCUAAUCUAAACCUUUUGGGUGAAAUAGAAUGUGAUGCCAGUAUUAUGGAUGGAAAAUCACUCAAUUUUGGAGCAGUUGGCGCUCUCAGUGGAAUCAAAAAUCCUGUUUCUGUGGCAAAUAGAUUGUUGAGUGAAGGACAGAAAGGAAAACUCUCUGCAGGCAGAAUUCCUCCUUGCUUUUUGGUUGGUGAAGGAGCCUUCAAAUGGGCAGUGGAUCAUGGAAUACCAGCCUGUCCUCCAAGCAUCAUGGCAACAAGACUUAGCUUAGCAGCGUUUAAGCGGAACAAGAGAAAACUAGAAUUGGCAGAAAAAGUGGAAACGGAUCUCUUUCAGUUGAAAAAAAGAAGACAAUCAAGUGAAAAGGAGAAUGACUCAGGAACACUGGAUACUGUUGGUGCAGUUGUUGUUGAUCAAGAAGGAAAUGUUGCUGCCGCAGUGUCCAGUGGAGGUUUAGCGUUGAAACAUCCUGGAAGAGUUGGUCAGGCAGCUCUCUAUGGAUGUGGCUGCUGGGCUGAAAAUGUGGGAAUUCAGAAUCCUUAUUCUACAGCUGUGAGUACCUCAGGUUGUGGAGAGCACCUUGUGCGGACCUUACUGGCCAGGGAAUGUUCUUGUGCUUUGCAAAAUGAAGAUGCUCAUCAAGCUCUGCUGGAAACUAUGCAAAACAAGUUUAUUAGUUCACCUUUUCUAGCCAAUGAGGAUGGUGUUCUUGGAGGAGUUAUAGUUCUUCGAUCUUGUAGGUGCCCUCCAGAGCCCAACUCUUCACAGGAAAAGCAGCCCCUACUUGUCGAGUUCCUGUGGAGCCAUACAACAGAGAGCAUGUGUGUGGGAUAUAUGUCAGCACAGGAUGGCAAAGCCAAGACCCACAUUUCCAGGCUUCCCCCAGGAGCCGUGGCGGGGCAGUCGGUUGCCAUCGAAGGAGGGGUUUGUCGGCUGGAGAGCCCAGCGAGCUGAACUGCUUCUCUUCUGCUCAGCAAGGGGAGCGCAAAGGACGUUGUGUCUCAUACGGUCUUUUGUGUUUUAACAGAUGUUGAGAAUUUUACUCUCGUUUUAUAUUCCUUAUUGCAACCACGUGCACUGUAACCUGAAACAAGUGCUGCUGUAGCUUUAUAUUAAUUCACUUUGUUUGAAUGUAUAUGAAAACUCGUCUCUUUGUGGAAUAGGAGCUCUGUUCCCAGUUGUGCACAUGAAGAUAAUGUACCGAUAAUUUAACAUUUUGAAACAUUUUUAUUUCUUAAUUGAUUAUCCUACGAUGAGAAUGCCCAGAAAUUGCAACAAGAAAUGGUUAAAAUUGUGUUGUAUGCCAUAGUAAAUGUAUUUGUUUCAUAUUGGGGGGAAAAGUACAGGUUUGAGGGCUAACUGGAAUCCAAAAGUGAUUGAAUGCGCUUUCUGUUAUUUAAUGAUUUCAGUGAUAUUGUCGACAUGCUAUCUUUUUCCAGACUAGGGCUUAUUUUUUUAAAUUUCAACAAAGAGUGGUGCAUUUCAAUGAAAUAGUCAAGAGCAGGAUUAUGGCCUGACCUUUUUAAAAAUUAAUUAUUCAGUUGGUGGUACUUUUCCUGGCUUACAUGUUAUAUAGCUUCAAGCUGUUAUGUAUUACGGAUGACUCCGUAAAGAUAAUGUAGAGAGUCAUGAAUAGUCUUUGCUUUGUGUAUAAUGAACUAUUGGAAUGUAAAUAAGAACAAAGUUUAUUGGAAGAAUCAAUAUUAUUCUUUGGUUUAAAUAUAUAUUUUGAGAGAAUGCUGUGGGAAUAAACAAGCUGUUAUUGGACAAAUAAUGCAAUCUAUUAAAUUGAUGGCAGAGAGAAUCCUCGUUUUAGCUUUUUGCUUUAGUUCAUUAAGUCCCAGAUUUUCAGUGACCAUGUAUUAAUGUUUGCAAUUCAAUUUAUAUGUUAUGCAUGCAGAGUUGCAAGUGGCCUUUUCAACGUUUAUACAGGAGAGAUCAAUGAUACACAAUUAAUGUACUUCCUUUGUCGUAGGUGUGCUUUUUUUCCCUUUGGACUUUUUCAGGGUUGAUGUUUACAGGGAUAUGACUAUAGAACAAUCUUGUUGAAUUCUUUGUGAACCGAUCUGUUGGAACGGAGUAAGAGAACAUUGAGGUUUAUUUUCUCCCCGUCUUGUGUUGAGAAGUGAUGUAUACCUCCUUUUAAAAAAUACUUGCAAAAUAUCUUCAAAAAUAUUUAUAAUUAUACAAUCAAUUUAUCUUCUCUAGUUAUUGUUUUCACCAGAAAUGAAUGGAAAAUGCUUCAAGGCUUUGCACAUUCUCCUUGGUGUAGAAAAAGCAACCUCUCAUGGCCAACCCCAUUUAGCAGUCUUUUAUAUUAUCGAAGGCUUUCAUGACCGGAAUCACUGCGUUGUUGUAGGUUUUCCGGGCUAUAUGGCCAUGUUCUAGAGGCAUUUUCUCCUGACGUCAGGAGAAAAUGCCUCUAGAACAUGGCCAUAUAGCCCGGUAAACCUACAACAACCCAGUCUUUUCUAUCUAUUGAUCUUCAGUCCUUCCAAAGUACAAUCUCCACUAAUUUGGGAAGGCUGUGAGUUGUUCUCACCUUGGCUGAAUUAGCUUGUGUGUAAACCUUCAGCACUGGGAUCAUUUGAACCACAUUCACUGCAGCUGAGCCACUGAGCUCAGAAGGCUCCUGCUCCUCCAGGUUUGAGAAGAUGCAGAACUUUGCACCACUGAUUUGUCAAGUCUGGUGUCAAACAUCAAGGUAACAUUCGCGUUUUAAAUCAAGUGUAACCUGUGUUGAUUGCUCCCUUUCAUGUCAGUUUUAAGGCUUGCUUCCCUCCUCUGUAACAAUGGUCAUGUCUACUCCCCUCUUCCUGUUCUACCACUCUCAAAGUGGGGCAGUCUUCUCCUUCUGUAUCUGCAAAGUUUAUACAUGAGGCAUUGGUAAGGCACUGUACAAUAUAUUUGUGACUUGUAGUAACCAGUUUGCACACUUUUUUGUGACACUUCAGUCAGUCCUAAUAAAGGUAUUGCCCAAC
Molecule: messenger RNA, 3581 nt
Organism: Anolis sagrei ordinatus
Lineage: Eukaryota; Metazoa; Chordata; Lepidosauria; Squamata; Anolidae
Gene: TASP1
Product: taspase 1
Biological process (GO): protein maturation
Cellular component (GO): cytoplasm
Molecular function (GO): beta-aspartyl-peptidase activity; asparaginase activity; threonine-type endopeptidase activity
Source: RefSeq, a predicted model, not a curated record